Megalops cyprinoides (Indo-Pacific tarpon) is the source of this 1905-nucleotide messenger RNA. RefSeq lists its product as uncharacterized. Gene Ontology annotation, molecular function: GTPase activity; GTP binding. Lineage: Eukaryota; Metazoa; Chordata; Actinopteri; Elopiformes; Megalopidae. Bases 48 to 704 code for a protein of 218 amino acids. The transcript is spliced from 4 exons. The record is from RefSeq and is a predicted model, not a curated record.
CGCUGUAGUGAAAGUUAAAUCCUCAGACAACAUAUUACUUGUGACAAAUGGUGGUUCAGGUCAAACCCAGCUCCCAGCAAAGCAAAACAAUGGAUGGAGCGCAGCAAAAAGUCGAAGCUAACGUAUUGUUGCUUGGAGCCGAAAACGUUGGGAAAUCAGCCCUCACCGUGCGAUUUCUCACCAGAAGAUUCAUCGGCGAGUACGGAGAUAUUGAAUCAAUAUACAAUCACAAUGACAAAGUUGACGGACGGGAGAUAUCGUUCAACAUCUGGGAUUCCCUAUAUCCACAGAACUGUGAAACAACGGAGUCAAUUACCGAGAAGCAGUUGCAGUGGGCCGAUGGUUUAAUUCUGGUCUACAGCAUUUGCGACCGGUCAAGCUUUGACGUGGUGCGGCAACAGGUGCAUCUUAUCAGACAAGCAAAGAAGACGUCCGGGAUGUCGCCCAUCAUCAUCGUUGGCAACAAGCGCGACCUCCAGCACCGACGCACGGUUUCCAGCGAGGAGGGACGACUCCUGGCUCUCUCAGCUGACUGUGGGUUCUUCGAAAUCUCGGCCGCCGAAACGUACCACGGCGUACUACUUGUGUUCCACGAAUUGCUGGACCUCAUUCGGGAGGCGAGGGCACUUAAGAAAGGGGGUGCGGGAUUCAAAGGCAUCGUAAGGAGCGUGUCGGCGGUUUUUGGAAGGAAACGAGCUGAGUAGCAGAAUAGGGGUCUGCGGACCGAAGAGUGGAAUAUUCUAGAGAAGUGUGCGUUUUCAAAACAGUUGUUUUGAACUGUUGGCUGACAAAUGCCAGCUGGUGGACGCUUGGGCUAGUAGUGGAGUCAGGAAAGCUAUGGUGCGACGUGGAGCACGUGCAGAGAAUUGAUUUAUGGUACGUUGCAAGGUCGAAUUUCGAAGGCAGAGUAGAGUUAUGGUGACCAUCAGAACUGUUACGUUAUUGAACUCGUAUCUUGUUGGACUGGUGGAACUGAGGAGUGAGAUUUGAACCCCAGAUUGUUGUACUGAAGUUAGAAAAAAAAAUAGAAGGUCAAUGUGGUUGUACAGAGAAAGGAAUCCAGCACUGGCCUUGUGAAGUGUGUCACCUGUUCAGUUGUGGUUUUGUCUUAGCAACUCAUCUGGCUGUUUACUGAAAAAUACCAAAUGAAAUUCACAGUAGAGACAAGCACCUCAAAAAGUAAUACAAUCCAAGUGACUCUGAAUUGUCAUUUCACUCCAAUACAAUGUAGCAUUUUUAAAAAAUCAAAUGACGGGCAGGGGUCUAGUACGUGUUGGAAACAUGCAUUGGUGCUGGUCUUUAUUUGGAGUGCAAAUGACUAAUAAUACUGUGAAUUAAAUUACAGGUAGAUUAUUCAGAAUGUCAUAUCAGCAUGGUUUUAACCUACUUUGAACAACACUUUUGUGUACGAAAGGGAAUUUGAAAGUGGAAAUGUUUGCUGCUAGUCAUAGUGAUCAGACCAAGAGAGAAGGAUUCAUUGUGAGCAUUUAAUCAAUUUUUGAUUAGUGCAUCCAUUUCUUGUAUGCUUUUUACACCCAUUGGAACUAAAACCUUGUUGAUCGCAUUCAUAAUGUAUGUGGAUACAUGGAUUUUAAAGUUUAUGCAUUCCGCUGGGUAGUAUACAAUAUCACUGAGUCAUACAAGGUGUACAUACUCUUGGACAGUGGGAGUCAUGGUGUACUACUCCUGCAUUUGUAAUCAUGAAAAGUCAGUACCAAAUGACUUAUGAUCAGAUAGUACCUGGACUUUUCUUAUUCUCAGUGUACCAAGUUGAAAGAAGUGUAAUUUGUUUAUGUGGUCUUUGAGACCCUGGGCAUCAGGAAACAAUAUAAUGCUCAUACACAGAAGCAUUCUCUAUUUUGAAACAUAUCAGAUGAACAGGCUUGAACUCAAGCUUUUUUUAUU